Messenger RNA from Chironomus riparius, 1351 nucleotides. NCBI's taxonomy places the organism in Eukaryota, Metazoa, Arthropoda, Insecta, Diptera, Chironomidae. The record is from the annotation of a GenBank genome assembly.
AUGACAAACGUUUUUACUGAGGAAAUGUCUCCGUUUAUCAAAAUCUUUCAAGUAAUGGGACUUUAUCCUUCAUCAUUUAUUUUGAAGAUUCAUUCGCUGUUUAAUUUUGGUUUAACGGUUUUCAUCUUCAUCUCAGCAUUCUGCAUAUUUCCGGUGCUUGAAAAUGAUAAUUCACUGUCAUUGCUUGUUGGUGGAUUGGUCUUUGUUGGAAUUCUACUCACUAAUCUCAUUAAUAUCACACAAGCCUUCUUCUCAGUAAAUCAACAGACAGAAAUCUACAGAAAAUUUGAUCAGAUUGAUUUAAUGCUUGCUAAUCAGCUACUUGUUCAUGCUGACUAUAAAAAGAUUCGUCGUCGAUUAAUAAUCAAAUAUACCUUAUUGGCUUUUGUUUUGCUUGCUAUUCAUGUUGUUUCGAUUGUGUCAGUGACAGUUUAUGGCGUAGCUUUUAGCUACUAUGUGCAUUUAAUUGUUCCUGUUGGUGCUACACGUCUCCGCUGCAUUCAAAACAUGUUCUAUGUGGACAUCAUUAACGAAAAAUUAAAAUCGAUGAAUCAAAAGCUUCAUGAUAUGAUUAACCGUAAUCACGAUAAAAUGGCAUUCAUUUUAUUCUCACACAAGCUUCAAAAGUUUGAUGUAAAGGAAAAGAAGAUAAGUUCAUCAUUAUAUGAGCAAAUCAUCACACUGAAACAGAUUUAUGGCAAAAUUUUCGAUGUGUCAAACUUGAUUAACGAUGUUUUUGGAUGGUCUCUUCUUUUUGUUGUGACGCAGUAUUUCAUUGAAUUUACAUCAAAUGGAUAUUGGCUAUUCUUGGCUUUAGAAAAUUUAUUAGAACAGUCAUUCGCCAUUCAGUCGCUAUGCUCAAUAUUCCCGAUUGCUAUUCUGUUGACAACUAUGGCUAAUUCAUGCUUUAACUGCUCGGAAAAUGCGCAACAACUUGGUGUAUUGAUCCACAAGAUUGAAAGAGAUAUCAACAGUGAUUUGCAGAAUGCAUUAAUUCGCGAGUUUUCUUUACAACUGAUUCAUGAGCCAAUAACAAUUACUGCAAACGGAUUUUUCUCCAUUAAUUUCACACUGAUUGGUGGUAUGGCAGCUUCGACUGUGACUUAUUUAGUCAUUUUGAUUCAGUUUCAACUCAGUGAAAUCAAAAAGACAUCAAACUCGACAGCAUCUUAAGAAGAUCAUUACAUGAGCUAGGGUUUUUGGACGAAAAAAUCUACGGAUUUAAUUUUAUUCUAGGACUUUGAAGUAUUUUUCAUAUGCAGUUUGGAAUACAACCAAAGUGUCUGAAAAUUUAUAAAUGUGUGGGGAUUUAAAACCGCAAAAAAAUCAUGUUUUGUAUCAAAAGUCUUUA